Molecule: messenger RNA, 228 nt
Organism: Paracoccidioides brasiliensis Pb18
Exons: 2
Coding region: 1-228 (75 amino acids)
Source: RefSeq, a predicted model, not a curated record
AUGGAUGUCGGAAUCCCAUCCUCCAGAUUUUAUCCCCUGCUCGUCAUGAAGAAACGUGACUGGCAUUCUGGCACACCAUUAGUCCGUGAUGACGCCUUAAGCCAUCGACCCGCUGACGGGUUGGUGGAAGAUGGUUGGGCCCACGGACGAAUCCCAAACAACAGUAUCUGUCUGCAGCAGAAUAAAUGCCAUCAGCUGUGGGUUACUGGCGACAUUGUCAUGAACUGA